Selaginella moellendorffii is the source of this 1696-nucleotide messenger RNA. Its product is annotated as protein ROOT INITIATION DEFECTIVE 3. Lineage: Eukaryota; Viridiplantae; Streptophyta; Lycopodiopsida; Selaginellales; Selaginellaceae. Bases 1 to 1569 code for a protein of 522 amino acids. Gene Ontology annotation, biological process: DNA-templated DNA replication; rRNA processing. The transcript has 9 exons. Gene Ontology annotation, cellular component: nuclear pre-replicative complex. Gene Ontology annotation, molecular function: protein binding. The record is from RefSeq and is a predicted model, not a curated record.
AUGACGAUACCUGUCUACCACAACACAAAUAUUUCGAGAUUUAGAUCAAUUUUGCUAGAGAAAAACCAUGGAGGAGAGAAUUACGGCCUGGAGAGGGCCGUCCUUGGAUGGGGCAAGCUGGCGACGGUGAGAGAAGCUGUGAUCGCCUGCUCCAAUCUGGAUGCUGGCGUGACGGUGUGGGAUUUGGCGUCGGGCGUGCCGCUGUCGCACCUCCGAUCGUGCGCGGCGCCGCGCAAUGCCUUGGCGUGUGUUGGACACCAUUUCCUGGCGGCAUCGCAGAUCCACAAGACUGCUAACAAUGCCGGCGGCACGAUCUUCUUCUGGACCUGGCACAAGAACCAAGUGGCUUUCAAGAGCUAUCCCGUGGAGCCGAUCGAGCCUCUAGCUUGCACUGCCGAUGGAGUUUACUUGGCGGGAGGAGGAUCGUCGGGAAGAAUUUAUCUCUGGGAGGUCUCGAGUGGAAGAUUGCUGCGAGUGUGGGCCGGGCACUACAAAGCCGUCAAGUGCCUCGUCUUCUCCGACGAUGAUUCGCUACUCAUCUCUGGUGCCGAGGAUGGACUCGUCAAUGUCUAUCCUCUCGUGAGGGCCCUGGACAGCAUCGAAGAAGCCGGGGAGACCCAGGUACCUUACAUGCACAAAUGGUCGGAUCACACACUUCCAGUCACUGGAUUGCUGGCCGGCUCUGGUGGUUCUAGCGCGAUCAUCGUCUCGUGCUCACUAGACCACACCUGCAAGAUAUGGAGCUUGGCUCUCGGAGCUCUACUCCGGUCGAUACUCUUCCCCACUCCCAUCAAUGCUGUUGCACUUGAUCCAGGGGAGUACGCGCUCUACGCCGGUGGAGUCGAUGGCAGGAUUUUUAUCACGGCUCUAAACUUCGGUGUUCCAUCGGGGUCUGGCUUGCAUUCCGCGGAUGGGCUACUCGGUGCUGACGGGAUCGGCCACAGCCGUGCUAUUACUGCUCUAGCAUUUAGCAUGGAUGGGGUGUCGCUCGUCUCUGGCUCCGAGGACUGCACUGUCCGGUUGUGGGACACCGUGAGCCGCCAGGUUCUUCGGACGUUUUCUCACAGCAAAGGUCCUGUGAGCAGCCUUUUGGUGAUACCACGGCCCUCGUCCCUGCUCAGCUCUACAGAUCAGCAAGGCCGUCAAAUCAACCGUCGCUUACCAACGCUUCCAGUGGUUCCGUUGAGCAAGUACGUAACAGUCGAGUCAGUGGCACAAGACUUCAAGCCUUGGGAAGGCCCCCCGGUUGUCCUUCCGUUAACUUGUCCUGCUGAUGACGAGGAUGCCGAGGGCUACUCUCACAGUAUGGUCGCCAUGGGAAGACAAAUAAGAGAACUAGAGCAACAAGGCUCCACGGCAGCGAUGCAAAUGGAGCUGGAGAGAUUGCGAUCGGAGCUCCGGCGGGCUCUUAACAAUGGCCAGCAGUGGCAGCAAUUGCACCAAGAACUUUACUGUUUCUGCGUGGACGAAUUGAUGGGUGGGAACCGGGACAGGGAAGACGACGGAGAGAACAAGGAAAGAACCAAGGGAAGAGCCAGCAAGCUGGGGGACAAGAUGCGUGACAAGUAAGCACAGAUUUUGAGGAGGUUUAGGAGGUAGUGGAUCGACUCAAACUACUGGUGAGAGACACUGCUUGAUUAGAAGUUGUCAAUUGUUGCACAGCCUAUUAUAACCAGACUUUGUGUUAGAGGACGAA